Molecule: messenger RNA, 846 nt
Organism: Exaiptasia diaphana
Lineage: Eukaryota; Metazoa; Cnidaria; Anthozoa; Actiniaria; Aiptasiidae
Product: esterase OVCA2
Exons: 10
Coding region: 164-829 (221 amino acids)
Biological process (GO): response to retinoic acid
Cellular component (GO): nucleus; cytoplasm
Source: RefSeq, a predicted model, not a curated record
ACUAAAGGGACGCCAUCAACCGAGUCAUCAACAGUUGUACCAGCCAUGUCGAACACAACAAGUUCGACCGCCAUCUUGAAAUAGAUCCGAUCGAGAGGGACUGAGAACAAAAUAUACAUCUGGAGCCCGCGUAAUUUUGACUAUMAACCAGCGGUAAUUGAAAAUGGCGGACGCACUCGGAAAAAAAGUUCUGAAGAUCCUUUGCAUACAUGGAUACAGACAAAAUACAAACACUUGCAGAGAAAAACUUGGAGCUUUCAGGAAAUGUGUUAAAAAAUUACCCUUAGAAUUUGUUUAUACCACUGCACCAAACAGAAUUCCUAGAACUAUAACUGGUGAGAUUGCAAGCCCUGAAGAAAAUGAGUGUGGAUGGUGGUUCUCCAGUCCAGAUGACUCCUAUGAUCCUUUGGCACCAACAGAGCUCUGCAAAGGAUUUGAGGAUUCUUUAGAGCUAAUAAAAAAGACAUUUAAAGAGCAAGGACCAUUUGAUGGUGUGUUUGGAUUCAGUCAAGGAGCAAGUUUUCUUUCAAUAAUAUGUGCUUUACGAGAUCAAGGUUUGUUUCAUUUUGAUUUUGCUAUCUUGGUGGCAUCAUUUAAGUCAAGAUCAUCUGCCCAUGAUGUUUACUAUCAGAAACCAAUAACUUGUCCAACACUUCAUGUUUAUGGAGACACAGAUAAAGUUAUCCCUAAAGAGAAUAGCGAAGAACUUGCAAAACUCUUUGUGGAUCCAGUAAUCUUAAACCACGCGGGAGGGCAUUUUGUUCCUGCAUCUUCCGCACAAAAAAAAGUUUAUUUAGAAUUUUUAGAGAAAUUUGUAUCGGCUAAAUAAAUUGUUUAGAAAGUUGU